AUGAAUGAAUAUACCAGUGCAUCCUGUACAGAAGAAUCAAAUAAUGAAACCGAUGAUGAUAAUGAUGAUGAUGAUGAUGAUGAUGAUGAAAUACUUGAUCAUGAACCAACAAGUCAAUUACAAACACCUUAUGCUCAACAAAUACCUCAAUCAAAUAUAAAACAACAAAUUCAUGAUGCUGGUUUUCGUGAAUAUUGUUCACAAUUAAUUGAUCGUCAAUUAGAUGAAUUAUGUAUACAAUUAUUAAUAACAUUAAAACGUUUUCAAGAUCGUAAAAAACAACAAUAUCAAUCAAAUCCUGAACGUGCACGUCGUAAACGUCGUUAUGUACAUGGUAUACGUGAAGUAACAAAACAUUUACGUUUACAACGUUUAAAAUGUGUUUUAAUUGCACCUGAUUGUCAAUCAAUACAAAGUCAAGGUGGUCUUAAUGAUGCUAUUGAUAAAAUUAUAAAUCUAUGUAAAGAACAUAAUAUUCCAUAUAUAUUUACACUUAAUCGUCAAAAAUUAGGUCGAUGUUUAAAUAAAAGUUCACGUAUAUCAACUAUUGGAAUAUUUGAUUAUAGUGGUGUUGAUCAUAUAUAUAAACAAAUUAUUGAUAUAACAUAUGAAAAUCAACAUGCAUAUAAACAAAUUAUUGAUAAUAUAUUAAAUCAUGAUGAAACAAUAAUAACAACACCAUCACAUGGUUUAAAUAGUCGUGAAUUUUAUAAAAUUCUUCAUCGAACAUUUCAACAACAACAACAACAACAACAACAACAGCGUCAACAUAUUGUUAAUAUAAUACCAAAUGAAUCAUUAUCAAAAGUUUUACCAAAAGUUCCAGCACAUUAUGCACAUUCUCGACAAACAUCAGAUACAUCAACAAUUUAUAUUGAUCCACAAUUAAUUAAUUCAAUUAAAAAACAACAUACACGUGCAUCAAGUGGAACAUUUGAUAUAGAUAAAACAUCAACAAAAAAAAAUCAUCAACGAACAUUAUCAGAUGGUGCAACAAGUAUUAUUAAUGAUACAUCUGUACAAAUGAAACAUCAUAUUAAAACACAUUCACGUACACCAUCUGGUUGUAGUAUAAUAAGUCAAAUUGAACAACAAGAUUAUUUUGAACAAUCAAAAAAUAUAUUAAUGAAUAAUAAUAAUAAUAAUAAUAAUGAAAUAAUUAAUGAUAAUGAUGAAAAUCGUUUAAAAUCUAUACAUGAAGAUACAGAAGAAAAUUCAGCAAAUUUUAAAAGAAAAAAUGUUGAAAAUUGGAUUAAUAAUAAUUCUGAAAGAACAAAAAAUAAUAAUGAUAUUUGA
Messenger RNA from Rotaria sp. Silwood1, 1296 nucleotides. Lineage: Eukaryota; Metazoa; Rotifera; Eurotatoria; Philodinida; Philodinidae. The record is from the annotation of a GenBank genome assembly.